AUGCCGCAGUCCACAUCCGACUCGCAAUCGACCACGGCCCAAGAAGGUCGCUCGACGGGCACGACCAGCAACGAAGCGCCUUUACCUCUGUCGAGUGAUCUCCUCGAGAAGAGUCCGAAUGAUAAUGAGGGCGCCUCUCAUUCCAGCGACAGGGGCGAUCCAAAGCUCCAAUAUGCGACCCCUUUCCGCCUAGUGAUCAUCAUGUUUACUUUGAGUUUGAGCACUUUGAUCGCCGCCUUGGAUCUCGGUAUUGUCGCCACAGCCAUUCCUCAAAUCACCAGUGAUUUUCACGCGCUGGACCAUAUCGGUUGGUACAGUGGCGCAUGUUUUCUUCUCGUCGGCACCACCUCCGCCCCAUGGGGCAAGAUGUACAAAUACUUCUCGGUGCAGUACAUAUACAUGACGGCUCUUGCUCUGUAUCUGGUUGGAAGCAUUGUGGCUGCGGCGGCGCCGAAUAGCAUCGCCUUGAUCAUUGGCCGAGCAAUACAAGGCUGGGGGUGUGCCGGCACCCUUGGAGGCUCUGUGAUCAUUAUCAACUUCACGACAGAGCCCAAGGCGCGUCCCAUGCUUAUCGGUCUAUGGAUGGGCAUCUUCAUGAUUGCCACCACCAUUGGGCCUCUCAUGGGCGGGGUUUUCACCACCGAACUCACCUGGCGCUGGUGCUUUUGGAUUAACCUGCCGGUGGGUGGCCCGGCCAUCGUUUUGCAGUUCCUCUUCCUGCGAAUGCCGAAACACAUCAGACCGACCCCGGCCACAUGGAAAGAAAUUCUUUUUCAUCUAGAUCUCCCCGGCUGCACUCUGUUGCUCACUUCGAUUCUCUGCUUCCUCCUAGCCAUGGAAUGGGGCGGUUUGGGCAAACCGUGGAAUAGCGGCUCGGUCAUCGCCACUUUGGUCGUUUGGAUCAUUUUGACAAUUGCUUUCUUCAUCAUCGAGUGGCUCCAGGGCGACUUUGCUAUCAUGCCCCUCAGAAUGCUGAAACCCCGGAUCACAUGGUCCAACCUUUUGUAUGCGUGGAUCGGCAACCUGGCCAAUUUCCAGAUCCUCUUCUAUCUGCCCAUCUACUUCCAGUCUAUCCACGGAAUGUCCGCCAUCAAAAGCGGCGUUUAUAGUCUUCCGUUCAUGGCCUUCUAUAGUUUUGGGGCAAUGCUCAGCGGUAUUCUCGUCGGGAAGACUCGUCUCCUGCAACCGUUCCAGCUUGCCAGUGGUCUGAUCGCUAUUCUGGGCGCCGCGCUGAUCUAUUGCAUCGAAGUCGAUACUUCCAAGUCGUGGUAUAUCGGUGCGCAGAUUCCUUUCGGUUUUGGGAUCGGUCUUGGGAACCAGGUCCCCGUCACAGCACUGCAGGGCUUUGCGACGCCAGAAACUGUAGCGGCAACUACGGGCGUAGCGUUCAUGUGUCAAGCCAUGAGCGGCGCCUACUUUGUCUCGGCGGGUAAUUCCCUGUUCAACAACUACCUGCUGAAACAACUCGCGAUAACCGCCCCUCAACUUGAUCCGCAGAUGAUUCUCUACACGGGGGUGUCCGAGCUUCAGAAUACCUUUCGAGGUGAAGAGCUAGCCUUGGUGCGAAAGGCAUACAUGGUUGGGAUCAAGAAUGUUUUUGCCUUUGCUAUGGCCGGUGCAGCAUUCACCAUUGUAUUGGCGAUGCUGGUUCCCUUCAAGAAACUGCCUUCUCAUGAAGAUAAGAUGGUCCAAGAUAAGGAGGCGGCCGCCCAGGUCAAUAAAUGA
Messenger RNA from Aspergillus affinis, 1725 nucleotides. Its product is annotated as MDR family MFS transporter. Gene Ontology annotation, molecular function: transmembrane transporter activity. Gene Ontology annotation, biological process: transmembrane transport. The record is from RefSeq and is a predicted model, not a curated record. Bases 1 to 1725 code for a protein of 574 amino acids. NCBI's taxonomy places the organism in Eukaryota, Fungi, Ascomycota, Eurotiomycetes, Eurotiales, Aspergillaceae. The transcript has 4 exons.